Messenger RNA from Australozyma saopauloensis, 2409 nucleotides. RefSeq lists its product as uncharacterized. The record is from RefSeq and is a predicted model, not a curated record. Gene Ontology annotation, cellular component: endoplasmic reticulum; Golgi apparatus. The transcript has a single exon. Lineage: Eukaryota; Fungi; Ascomycota; Pichiomycetes; Serinales; Metschnikowiaceae. Bases 1 to 2409 code for a protein of 802 amino acids.
AUGUCAGAGCCUGGAGACGGAACACCACUCCCGCCUGCCAAGCUGAGUAAGCCGAAGCGGCUCACGUUGCAAGAAAGACUUGCUCAGGCUGCUAAAUCGAAAAAGAAACAAUCUGGAGUGCUGGAUUUUCCUUCGCUCAGUGCUUGUAGCACCGCAGAAAAUAGCCCAAUAGUAACCCAGGACAAUUCGUUUGCUGAGACCGAAGUUUCUGCUCUGGAAGCCGCCAAUACGCUGGUUUCUGGGGAAUCUGGCAAGCCCAUAAGCAAUGAGCCAAAGAGCGCAGAACCAGAAGGAAAUGACUCUGGUAACAAUACAGCACUAGAUCCAGCAGCUGCUGCAGUUGCGCAGGCAUUUUUAGACGGCGUAGACGUGCUGUACAAUGCAGAUGCAUCAGUUUCGAGUUCUACAUCCAUGGGUGAUGAUCUGGGUGCUGGAAACGGAGCAAAUGAGCCAGAACCUACCCAGAAUGAUCAGCAAAGCGUGACAGAGUCACUUUCCGUGGUCAAUGGCCCUGAAACAUCCGCAAAGGGUGUAGCUGAAGAGAGUCAAACCUGUUCACCUAAUCCAGCGAUAGACGAAACACUGAAGGAAGAAAUUGCCGCUCUCAAGAAAGAGAUCCAGAAACUCAGUCUAUCUGUUGCUCUGAAAUCGCAUGAACUCGAGCUGUUGAAGAGAAAUACCGGUUCUUCCGCCGUAGAAAAAAAACUCAAAGAGAAAGAGACCGUCAUUGCUCAGCUCAUGGAUGAGGGUAAGGAACUCUCAAGCAAGGAAAUCAAACAAAAUGAACGCAUCCGUGGUCUUGUAGCGCAAAAUAAGGAGCUAGAGGCCAGCUUGAAAAAUUAUUCAGAAAAGAACAACCAGAGCCUUCUUAAGAUCAGUGAGAUCGAGGACUUGAUAAAAGUACAUAAAUUUACAUCCAUUGAUCAGCUCUUGGAUGCGAUGACAAAAUCUACCCAAAAAAUCGCCGAUCUUCAGAAUACGAUUGAUCGCACAAAGAAGCUGAAUUGGGAGGGUAAGUACAAGGAGCUUCAAAAGCUCUACGAAACUGGUAUUGAUGAGCAACGGACCACACGAAAGGAAAUUAGUGAGUUAUCCGUUCAGUUGGAACUAUUGCAAAAUCUGAGCAAGCUCGAGCUACUGUCUAAGGAGGCCAUAAUUUCCGGCUUGAACCGAGAAAUCAUUCAGUUUAAGGAUGAGGCAAGUUUGGAAGUGUCACGCUUAGAGUCGAAGAUAGAGCAGCUACGAUUGGAGAAUGAAAGCUUCUUGAAGUCUGGCCAUUUUGAGAGUAACUCAGAUUCGAACGAAUCUAGCAAGAAAAUAGACUAUCAGGAUUAUGCCAAGCUUUCACAGGCUAAUCAGAAAUUGCAAGAACAGUUCUUGUCUUCACUGGAGAAUUGGCGUUUAAUCGAGCUUGAUUUGAGACAAAAAAUCGAAAAUCUCAACGCAACAGUAGACACACUCAAAAAGAGCAAAGUCAAGGCAACUGCGGAAAUCAAGCGUUUACACAGUCAAUUGAGUGAACAAACGGAGGAAAUCACCAAGCUCAAGACAGAAAUUCAUCGCUUAACAGAUUUGGACACCGAGACUACAUUCAAACUCAAAAUGAAGAUGAAUGACUACGCGGAGCUCGAGGAGCAACUAGUCAGUCUUCGGAAUGUUUCAGAAGCCGAUCAAAAUAAUUACGAAAUGAAGAUCCAAACACUUCUGGAGACCAUCACAGCAUUACAGUCCCAAUCACAACAAUUUCCAGUGUCAAUGUCGUCUGACAACAUUUCUCUUCAGAACAGUCAUAGGCAGUCACAGGAGCAAUUCCUGAUGACGCGAGCAGAACAUCCACGGCCUCCAUUGCGCCUACACUCGCUGAAUUCGUUGACCUUCCCACUGUACCCGAACCUGGCUAUCAACACACCUCUUGUUGGUUGGGAUGACAACGGCUUCACACAAUCCCAAUUCCAAUUCAUCCCAGAGACUCCUAACUCGCAAAUGAUUAGCUCUGAAAUCUUUCCACAGGAUGCAGCCGACUCCACGUCGUCCAACACACCUGUCAGAAGCACCAGUGGUGCCACCAAAAACAUCCAGAUUAUAAGUAAAAUGAGCUCCAAUAUUCGUCGCUUAGAGAUGGAGAUUCUCACGCUUCAGGAGGAAAACGAAGAGCUCGUGAAAGAAAAGGAACAGGCACAACAGGAGAUUAUGGCGCUAUUUGACGCACAAAAGGACGUCAGCGACUUGAAGGCGCGCACAGAAGAGCUUGCGCAAGAGCUUGAAAAGAAGCGCAAGACGGAGGAUACGUUGAUGGUGCUUGUGGGCGAAAAGUCGGAGCAAGUUGAGGAGCUCCGCGCGGAUGUUGCCGACUUGAAGGACCUUAUGCGGCAACAAGUGCAGCAAAUGAUUGAGAUGCAACAGAAAUAA